CUGAUACAACUCCGGCGAGCGCCGCCGGCAACUCUCUCGGAGUUGGCAAUAGCGGAGAGAUCCAGACACCCGCGGACCUCCAGGCAGUCAGAGCCGGGGAGCCAGAACAUCCCAACCUCAUUUUCUCUCAGCAGCAACAGUAGAGAAAAACCGACAAAGGUAUUGGAAACGGCAGGCGCGGGCCCUGGGCGGCUGGGUGGGUUAGGCGCCAGCGCCCUAAGUGACAGCGGGGAACGGAGGGAGGCAGUCAGCGGCGUGCAUGCAUGGGGACCCGGUGACUGCGCCCCCGGCCCAGGCAGCCUGGGACGCCGACCGCUGGCUCGCCUGGGGAGCUGCAUUUCUCUGGUCUCUUGCCCCUCUCCGGAGCAGCCGCUGAGUUCAACUCCAGAACCUGCGCUCUGACCCCCAUCUGCACUCGCUUCCCAGGCGCUGUCUUCAGCGGCUACUUUGAAAGCUCCCGCGCACUGGCCGCGCGCUUGCCUGGGGACUAAACCCGCUGCCAAUCGUGCUCCCUACAGUCUCGCCCCCCGGAACAUGCCCUAGAGGCACCUGCGCAUGCAGGUGGCUGCGACAGCCGCGAUGAACACCAUGAAGAAGGCGGCGGCCGGCGGGGACGAGCUCGCAGGACUCUUGGGUCUGGUACCGGACCUCCUGGAAGCUGCCAACUCAAGUGUCAACGGGUCGCUGCAGCUACAGGACUUGUGGUGGGAGCUGGGGCUGGAGCUGCCGGACGGCGCGCCCCCCGGCAGUGUCGCGGCGGAGAGUGCGGACACGGAAGCGCGGGUGCGGAUCCUUAUCAGCGCAGUGUACUGGGUGGUUUGCGCGCUGGGGCUGGCGGGCAACCUGCUGGUGCUGUACCUGAUGAAGAGCAAGCAGGGCUGGCGCAAGUCCUCCAUCAACCUCUUCGUCACCAACCUGGCGCUGACAGACUUCCAGUUCGUGCUCACCUUGCCCUUCUGGGCCAUGGAGAAUGCGCUCGACUUCAGAUGGCCCUUUGGCAACGCCAUGUGUAAGAUCGUGUCUGUCGUGACGUCCAUGAACAUGUACGCCAGCGUCUUCUUCCUCACCGCCAUGAGCGUGGUGCGCUACUACUCGGUGGCCUCGGCUCUAAAGAGCCACCGGACCCAAGGGCACAGCCGGUGCGACUGCUGCGGCCAAAGCCUGGGAGACAGCUGCUGCUUCUCGGCCAAAGCCCUGUGCGUGUUCAUCUGGGCUUCAGCCGUGCUGGCCUCGCUGCCCAAUGCCAUCUUCUCCACCACGAUCAAGGUGAUGGGCGACGAGCUGUGCCUGGUACGCUUCCCGGACAAGUUGCUGGGCGGCGACCGGCAGUUCUGGCUGGGCCUGUACCACUCGCAAAAGGUGCUGCUGGGCUUCCUGCUGCCUCUGGGCGUCAUCAGCCUGUGCUACCUGCUGCUGGUGCGCUUCAUCUCCGAUCGUCGUGUGGUGGGGACCGAAGGAGGGACAGCGGCCAGGGGCGGCCUGACGGGAGCCAGCGCCCGGAGACGGGCCAAGGUCACCAAGUCAGUGACCAUCGUCGUUCUCUCCUUCUUCCUCUGCUGGCUGCCCAACCAGGCGCUCACCACCUGGAGCAUCCUCAUCAAGUUCAAUGCGGUGCCCUUCAGCCAAGAGUACUUCCUGUGCCAGGUGUACGCAUUCCCAGUGAGCGUGUGCCUGGCACACUCCAACAGCUGCCUCAACCCCAUCCUCUACUGUCUCGUGCGCCGUGAGUUCCGCAAGGCGCUCAAGAGCCUGCUGUGGCGCAUCGCGUCGCCUUCGCUCACCAGCAUGCGCCCCUUCACCGCCACCACUAAGCCAGAACCCGAAGACCACGGGCUGCAGGCCCUGGCGCCAAUCCACGCAGCCGCCGAGCCCGACCUGCUCUACUACCCGCCUGGCGUCGUGGUCUACAGCGGGGGGCACUACGACCUGCUGCCCAGCAGCUCCGCCUACUAACGCCGGCGGAGGCCCAGGGUGUGAGGUCUGUUGGGCAAAAUGGCCUUGAAGUAGGUGGGAAGGGGAUGGUGCUCCAGUGUGGCGGCGCCCACAAAAGAAGCGGCACCGGGAAUGCAGAGAAGCAAGGGUUUGAGAGUGAGGCUCAGCCACAAGGUGCACAAUGGAGCGCAUUUUUUCCAGCGACUUUCAAAGUCUUUGAUAAUGGCUGCCGGCUGCCUCCAGCGAGAGGUGCGGCUCUCUCAGAUCCCUCCCUCUACGCUUUGGCCCUGGAGGCUGUGGCUGUGCAAAGGUCCAACUCAAAGUGUCUAGAGAGCCUGGAGUUUUAGAGGCAAGAAACUUUCCCCCUUGUUAGAAGAGGGGGCGUGUUGGUCCAUUCCCAGGGGGAGUGUGGGAGGAGAAGCACCUCCCUCCGAGUCAUUGUAGCAUUGAUCACCCUGCUUUGGGAGGCUGGGCACUUUCUGCGUCCUACCUCAUCGGCCUCUGAGCUCAGAAGUCACCAGGAGCAUAACACCUGCCGCCAGCAAGGGGGAGCGAUUCACUUAAGAGUAGUGUGGCCGCGCGAGAGGGAGCUGACUACAGGGACUGAGGAGAGAACCACGUCGGGGUACUGUCCCAAGAAGGAAAACGUGGGCUCACCUGUUCAUUUGGUAACAACAGGAAGUGGAGCUCCAGGCGCGGGCUGAAAGCCCUGGCGCUUCACUUUUGAGGGCUCUCUGGGUACCUGGAGACUGAGCUCCGUUCUGGGAGCCGCAGGUGAGCCGGGCCCAGAACGCCUACCAGAGCUCUACUGGAGGGUGGGGGCGCUCCUGAGGCCCUUCCUCUUCCCUCCGUGAAAAUCCGGAUUCCCCUUUGAGGCUGUGGCCCAGACAAGAGGCGUGGCUCAGGGCCGUUCUUAGGAGGCUGAGCUAGCAAUGCUGUUCCAAUGUGCAGGGGGCUCUUGCCAAGCAAAUCCUCGGAGCUGAAGUCUGAUCUUUCAAGAGAAGGGGCAGGGUGAGAAACAGAAGGGAAGAGAAGCAAAACCUGUCCUAAAGGGAGGAGGGGAGGGGAGGUGCUGGUUUGAGGGCACGCCCCGGAAUAUCAGGUGUGGGUUAUUUACUGCUCAUACUGUUCACAAGAGAAAGCAGAAAUAGAAUUCCCAUAGGACAUUACCUUAACCCAUUCCAUUUGUGCUUUGCACAUUGAGCAUGUGUGAUGAAUCCCGCCCACCCCCCAACUUCCAGUCUCUGUGGCUGUCUCCGAAGAAUGACAGAUUUCUCAUGACAGCUCUCUUCUAGUCACAGCCGUUGAAUAUUGGAGACCCUCACAAAGUCCUGUCUUGAGCUGCUCUGAGAACUGGGAUCACACCUCAGCGUCCCCAUUCAUAUGCUUGCUUUGAUAGCAGCACUACUGUUCUCCUUGAUGAUUUGGUUUGGGGUCAAGAAACCAGCAAUGUAGGCAGUAUUGUGGUUAUUUUAAUACAAUAAAU
Molecule: messenger RNA, 3418 nt
Organism: Oryctolagus cuniculus (rabbit)
Lineage: Eukaryota; Metazoa; Chordata; Mammalia; Lagomorpha; Leporidae
Source: RefSeq, a predicted model, not a curated record